Messenger RNA from Homarus americanus (American lobster), 1113 nucleotides. Its product is annotated as polyglutamine-repeat protein pqn-41-like. NCBI's taxonomy places the organism in Eukaryota, Metazoa, Arthropoda, Malacostraca, Decapoda, Nephropidae. The transcript has 6 exons. The record is from RefSeq and is a predicted model, not a curated record. Bases 1 to 1113 code for a protein of 370 amino acids.
AUGUCCAUGCGGCAGAACCUUACGUGUAAAGAGUGUCGUACCCUAAGCCAGCUGAGCCACCCUAGCAACAAUUGUACUCGCUCACCAGAUCCUCCACGCUCCCCCAACACAUACACCAUGCACCGGGCUGGGAUUACUGUUACGCAAGGGAGGGUGACGGCAGCACUUGGCCGAGCUGCCCGCAGUAAUGGCCCUCUCUCUACCUCGCCCACAGCAGCGGCCAGGCCACCCACCUCCUCCAACACCCCCGCCUCGUAUUUCUCCUCCACACAGAGUCGGAAGCUGCACGGGACCCAGGCUGUGUUUGAACAUUUGCCCCCAGAGUUGACUUCCGCCGCCCCGGCUGCUGCCGUACCUCCACCUGAUAUUGAAACACAGGUGGGUGAGACAACCAAGGAAUAUAUUAUUAAGGAAGCUGCGCCCACAGCACAACCUGUAGUUGAAGCAAUGACAACACCAGCAGUUGAAUCUGAAGCAGCACCUGCAGCUGAAGCCACACCAGCAGCUGAAGCCGAAGCAGCACCAGCAGCUGAAGCCGAAGCAGCACCAGCAGCUGAAGCCGAAGCAGCACCAGCAGCUGAAGCCGAAGCAGCACCAGCAGCUGAAGCCGAAGCAGCACCAGCAGCUGAAGCCGAAGCAGCACCAGCAGCUGAAGCCGAAGCAGCACCAGCAGCUGAAGCGAAGCAGCACCAGCAAGCCGAAGCAGCACCACUGAAGCAGCACCAGCAGCCGAAGCGGCACCAGCAAGCCGAAGCAGCACCAGCAGCUGAAGCCGAAGCAGCACCAGCAGCUGAAGUUGAAGCAACACCAGCAGCUGAAGCGAAGCACCAGCAGUCGCAGCAGCACCAGCAGCUGAAGCCGCACCAGCAGCUGAAGUUGAAGCAGCACCAGCUGAAGCCGAAGCAGCACCAUCAGCUGAAGCCAAAGCAGCACCAGCAGCAGCUGAAGCAUCACCAGCAGCUGAAGCCGAAGCAGCACCAGCAGAAGCCGAAGCAGCACCAGCAGUCGCAGCACCAGCAGCUGAAGCCGCACCAGCAGCUGAAGCCGAAGCAGCACCAGCAGCGAAGCCAGCAGCACCAGCAGCAGCUGAUCACCAGCAACCGCAGCAGCUGA